CCUCCCUCUUCCUUCCUCCCUCAGGCUCACUCACAGCCUCCUCCCCCCUCUGAUCACACCGGAUGACCACGGUUGGUUCAUCACCGACUCCCUCAGACAGACAUCGCAGAUCAGUGACUGCACGCGAGCGGGACCAGAGAAAUACUUGGACGUCAGCUAUGAACACCGGCGACGGCCGUUAGAGCCAAACGUAGCCGUGACACCGGAGCAGCGUCGAGGAUGAGCAGCACCUCAGCGUCCAGUGGGUCCACGGCCUCUUCCUGCCGUUUCGCCCACUAUUUUGUUGUGUGUGGCGUGGACGCGGACACGGGCCUGGAGCCGAACGAUGAAGCAGGUGAAAGCUUUGAACAAAGCCCCAUUCGACGAUCCUUCAAGUCCAAGGUUCUGGUGCACUACCCCGAAAACACGGACAAAAACCCUUUUAAUAAAACUGCUAUCAACAUGCUCUGUAUGCCGCGGGGUCUGUCCUUCCGCACUCAGGCAGACAAACUGGAUUCUCAGUUUCACUCCUUCACAUUUUCCCCCGAUGAUGGUUCACGCACCUACGGCUUUGUCCACACGUUCUACGAGGAGGUGACGGACCCUAAUAUCAUUACCGCUAUGCAGACUCUCUGUCAAAUGCACCACGUGGAGCACCAGUCCUCCUCCUCUGCCUCCUCUCCCUCUUGCUCAACAUCAUCUUCCACCUCACCCUGCUCCUCCAGCAUGGACUCUCUUGUGAGCAGUUUGGAAGAAUCAGAUGUUGAGUCUUUGGCUGGAAUCCCUGGUUGCCUGGGCUGCGUAGGCUCUUUUGACCUAGUGCGUGACAAGCUGUAUGUGUCCAAAGCCCUCUGCCUCCUGACGCCACUCCCGUUCCUUCAGGCUUCGCGACAGUUCCUCUCUCAGCUUCACCAAGCUGUGACAUCACACGUUGCUCCACCUCUUCCUCUGGAGAGCUACAUCCAUAAUGUCCUUUACGAGGUUCCGUUGCCUCCACCUGGCAAGUCACUCAGAUUCCAUGGUGUUCAACGCCCGAUCAUGUGCCAGCGCCCUGGUCCGGGAGAACUUCCUCUGGCAGAGUAUUCUCUGGGAGAAGCCUUCUCCCUCCUGGGUGUCAGCAACAUGGUUCAACUGCUGACUUGUGCUUUUUUGGAGACACAGCUACUAUUGUUCUCUCAAGACUACCAGCGGUUGAUGACAGUGGCGGAGUGCGUCACCACACUACUGUUUCCGUUCCAGUGGCAGCACAUCUACCUGCCUAUUGUCUCUGGGCCAUUGUUCCAUCUCCUGGACGCACCAGUGCCCUUCCUGAUGGGGCUUCAGCGCAGAGAUGGGAUGCAGCGCUCUUCUAUUCACCUUCCACAUGAGGCAAACCUGUGUUUUGUAGACAUUGACAACCAGUGCAUUGAAGUCCCAGAAGAUCUGCCUUUGUUUCCAGACCAAACUGAGCUCAUCCAGGAACUGAGUGAGGUUCUACAAAAAUUUGGAUUUUUUACCACCAAACCUAAAACCAUCACCACCUCCAUCUCUCCCUGCAAGGAAGAUCUGGUCCUUGAGGAUUUGAUGGAGGACAGAAGAAAUGGAAACCUUGGAGGAGAGGAGCUGGCAGUUUUGGAAAGGCUACAAGCUCUUGCACGAGGCUGUGGUGGAGGCCCAGUGUCAGACGGUGAGAAGACGCUGAGACGUGUGUUUGAAGAGCAGGAGGAAAUGCUGAGGGCUGCUAAACUGAACAUUCACCUGAGGGAGGUGUUUGCCGGACGUCUAGCCACAAUGUUCGGAAGGUACGAGGAGUUCGUCAUUCAUACCGCUUUGGAUCUGGACUCUUGGCUAAGCAACAGAGAGGGGAUGUUGAGCUUCGAUAAGGGCUCCUUCCUCUCGGUUCAACCUACAACCCACUUGCGUUUCUUAUCUCGGUUCGUGGAAACAUCCAUGUUUUCAUCUUUCGUGGAGGGAAAAGUAAUAUCAUGCUGGGCCGACAGAGAUCCACUGCAGCAGAUGUUUGACGAUCGGCUGGAAAAAGAGCGGCUGUGUGAGACAGACAAGGAUUCACAGAACUGUCACCCCAGGAGAAAUUUCACACUCUGUGAUUCAGCCCAGGCAACUGAGUGCCGACUGCUGAAGGCUGACCACACAGCGAUACACCCCCACCUGCUGGACAUGAGGAUUGGCCAGGGUCGCCACCACCCUGGACACUUCCCCAGACUACAGGCUGAUGUGCUCGCACAAGGACAAAACACCAACAAACGGUCGAGUCGUGUGACAGCGUCGCGCAAGGCUGAGCCUAGAAGAUCAACGACAAAUGAUCACUCAGGAGCAGACACUGGACAGAGACAAAAGCACACAUUCACAAGGAACCACCUUCACCAGUCCACGCUACUCGACCCGUCACCACAAGCUGUCUCUCAGACUCACAGAGAGUUUGUUGACGUGUUGUUGAGCGAGUGCCGCCUGAAGACUAAACGGAUGCUGAUGGAGAGGAUGGGGAAAGAAAGUGUGGAGCUCGGCCCGGGAGAGGCCAACAUCACGGGUCUGCAGGAGAACACCCUCAUUCAUGGCUUGUGUGACUUACUGGAGAGAACCUGGGGUCAUGGUCUGCAGCUUAAACAGGGGAAGUCUGCUCUCUGGUCCCAUCUCCUACACUACCAGACAGCCCAGGGGAAGACGGAGGUGCCAGCAGAGUCUUCAGGAUCAGAGCAGAAAACAGACGAUGAAGGUGCGCUGCCCAUGAAAGGAUUCUUAAUAGAGGAUAUGAGGUUUAUUCAGACCAUGAGUAAAGGGAUGUCUGAGUUGGCUCAGGCCCGAGCCUGGAUUCAUCUGGGCCUGGAGAAGAAGUCACUUUCCCAGCACCUGAAAGAACUCCUAUCAAACCAGAAACUGCUCAAGCAGCUGUAUAAGCCGCAUGCUUUCUUGCUGUGUGAGGAAGAGAGGGAGCAGUUUUUGUUCCACUUGCUAUCUCUCAACACUGUGGAUUACCUCUGUUUUACUCACAUCUUUACCUCCAUCAGUAUUCCAUACCGUGUUGUGAUUAUUCCCAUGAAGAAGCUGAGCAUUGCCAUGGCAACUGUUAACCCCUGGGUGUGUGUGUCAGGAGAACUGGGGGAUUCAGGAAUAAGACAAAUGCCAAAAAACACACAAGAGAUGUUUUUCCAGUGCAAGAACCUGGGCAGACUGAGCACUCUGCAGCUGGGGCAGGAAAACUCUGGUUUGCUGGCCAAGUGUCUGAUUGACUGUGUGAUGGUGUACAAUGAGAUCACUGGACACACCUACAGAUUUCCCUGUGGUCGAUGGCUGGGGAAAGGUGUGGGUGACGGAAGCUUGGAAAGAGUUCUCAUUGGUCAACUGGUGACACCUGGCGCAGAGGAGGACUCAGGGAGGUGGUCAGCAACACCUCCAGAACUGGCCUCUCCGUCUCAGGGUGUACGGACAAUGCUGGGAUCACUCAGCUGCCGAGGCAGACUGCUGUCUGUUGAGGUACAAGAGAGCAUGAGGGAGGCAGCCAAUAAUCUGGUUAAACACUUCCACAAGCCUGAACAAGAGAGAGGAAACCUGACGGUCUUGUUGUGUGGUGAAGGAGGGCUGGUGCUGUCUUUGGAAAGUUUUCUCCAGCAUGGCUUCAAAUCUAACCGACUUUUCCAAAGAAAUGUGUUUGUUUGGGACUUUAUUGAGAAGGCCGUGGUUUUCUUGGAGGUUGAUCAGAUGAGUGACCUGCAGGAUUCAGCAAUCAUAAAGGCUCCUGCAUGCGUCUCACUGUGUCACUACGUCAAUGCCAUCAACGCCUCGCCAAGGAACAUUGGAAAGGAGGGGAAAUUUCAGCUGUUUGUCUGCCUGGGAAUCAGGGACCGGCUUCUGUCUCAGUGGCUCCCCCUCUUGGCGGAGUGUCCACUGACGGCUCGGACUUAUGAGGAGGGUGCUCUGCUGAGGGAGGGUGCAGCUGUGCACUCCCUGACCCGCAUCCUUCACACACUAAAUGACUUCACCAUCACCCUGGAGACGGCGCUGAUCAAAGGGGUUGAUCUCUGACACACUCUGACACUCUGACAUACUCUGAAAAAACACAACUUCAACGCUGAAACAUUCAGCUCUCUCUACAUUUACACAGGCGCAAAUUAUCAACUGAUCAUAGAAAGUAAAAAGUACAGUGACUGAAGCAUUGUCAACUGUAAACAUAUCACCUUGUUCAUGACUGUAAGAAUCAAACAUAAUUUCUUUUAGGUUUAGAAGACACAGUCUGAUGUUUGUGAAGCAUCAACACCAUUACAAUAAUUUCCACGAGGGACAAAAAUUAAUCUAUUCACCCUAUCUGAAUAUUUUCUCCACUUAGAUCUUUUCUUGUACCUGACGCUUUGUCAAGUUCAUCUCGCCUAAUACUACUGCAUUGCUUGCACUUGAACUUCACACAAACACAUGCAUGGUCAAAAUCAUUUUUGUUUGUUUUCUGUCAGAUGUUAAAAAAAAUAAUGUGAACGUAUAAAUAAUACUCUGGUAAUAAGUUACAAAAAUGUUUAGUUACCCCACUCUUUCUGUGGAGUUUCUGGCCUGGAACAUUCUUUUGUUCUUUGGAAUCACACACUGCAGAGGGUUCUAUAUGUAUAAUUUAAACGCUGUGCUUCUCCUUCCCCUCCCUUUCCACCACUGUAAAUAUUAUGCUUCAUUAGAUCUUUGAUAGAGUUGUGACCCUCUGUUCUCAUAGCAUACCUACUGUAUAUGUCAUAUUUGUCAGCAUGAUGUUUUUUGUUGUUGUUGUUACUUUGCUACACAAUAGAUUCCUUUACUGAUUCACUUCAUUGACUUUAACUGAUAAUCACCUUGGCUUUUUGGAAAGUUGUCUUAUUGUCUUUGCAAAACAUGACAGCACAGCACAGACUCUUAAAAAUAAAAGAUAUUAUGUUUAUUCCCAAAUAACGGUUCAUAUGUUUCCUUUACUCUCCCGUGAAAUUCACCAAGCCUUUGUUAAUAUUUAGGAACAGUUUAGAGAAAGCAAUAAAGAGUUGUUAUUUAUGAAAUGUGUCAUUAAAUAUGAAAUGAUUAUGA
This is a messenger RNA of Cynoglossus semilaevis (tongue sole), 5010 nucleotides long. RefSeq names its product DENN domain-containing protein 5B-like. The record is from RefSeq and is a predicted model, not a curated record. The transcript has 21 exons. Gene Ontology annotation, molecular function: guanyl-nucleotide exchange factor activity; small GTPase binding. Lineage: Eukaryota; Metazoa; Chordata; Actinopteri; Pleuronectiformes; Cynoglossidae. The coding region runs from base 220 to 3999 and encodes 1259 amino acids.